This is a messenger RNA of Tachysurus fulvidraco (yellow catfish), 541 nucleotides long. RefSeq lists its product as uncharacterized. The record is from RefSeq and is a predicted model, not a curated record. Bases 203 to 439 code for a protein of 78 amino acids. The transcript is spliced from 3 exons. Lineage: Eukaryota; Metazoa; Chordata; Actinopteri; Siluriformes; Bagridae.
CCCUGAUAUUCUGAGAAUGAGACGGUAAUGAUGGUCACAACUCACAUACCAUGUGAUCUUCAAUUAUUUUAAGAGGAAAUACUAAUUUAUCUGGAUAGUAAGAAUUCUUAGUGGGGGUUAUGUCUCUAUAUAAAAGGAAGGAAACGAGGGAUGGGAAGACAGGAACUUCAUCUGUGAUUCAGCUCUGAAAACUAAGAUAAAGAUGUUGACUGUACUGGUUUUAGCAGCAGUGAUCAUGGUCUCAGUUGAAUCGGACACCUCAAGCACAGAAGAGUGGAAAUCUCUGAGCAAUCCCAAAAGCAGAAUGCUGUUUUUCAAGAUCCUACAAUCGUAUCUUGAUGGACGAGAAGGUCAAACAGCAGUGGACAGCAGCCUGGCAAAUACUGCACUGGACAAAUACAGCAACUUUCUCUAUAACAGCAAUUAUGAUGUUGAAUGAUGACAUUUUAUUAUAUAUGUAUUAAACCAGAUAUAUUAAACAUUUUCCUGUUAGUAGUAGACACCUCAUAAAGCAUAUAAACAUUCAAAUACCAGUGUCAGA